This is a messenger RNA of Heterobilharzia americana, 2824 nucleotides long. The record is from the annotation of a GenBank genome assembly. NCBI's taxonomy places the organism in Eukaryota, Metazoa, Platyhelminthes, Trematoda, Strigeidida, Schistosomatidae.
UUUUCAUAUUCUAUAUAUUUGACCUUUAAUUUUCAUAUAUAAGUUGAUUCGAGAAGUAUGGCGUUUGGUUUGACAGAUGCUGCUCAAACAUUCCAAAGAUUUAUAGAUCAGGUACUCCAUGGCUUACCUUUCGUCAGUGCAUACAUAGAUGACUUAAUAGUAGCUAGCGCAUCUGAAACAGAGCACCUGCAACAUCUGAGGACGCUUUUCGAACGACUGCGUGAAUAUGGCAUUACAAUCAAUCCACAGAAAUGCGAAUUUGGCAAGGAAUCCCUACAGUUUUUGGGUCACAUUGUUAAUGCCAACGGUGUUAAACCGGUUCCGCAAGAAGUAGAUGCAAUUCGAGAAUAUCCUGUUCCAGACUCGUUUCGAAAGCUGCGAAGAUUUCUGGGGUUAAUAAACUUCUAUCGACGUUUCAUACCUAAAUGUGCUGAAGUAGCCCAACCGCUGACAGAUUUAUUGCAAGGACGAGCCAAAGUGUUUCACAUGACCCAAGCGGCCCAUGAUGCUUUUGACAAACUGAAGCUGGCUCUAAGUUCUGAAACUCUUCUCUCUCGUCGUGAUUCAGAAGCACCACUAGCCAUCAUGACAGACGCUUCAAAUGUUGCGGUAGGCGCAGUACUACAACAGUUUGUUCACGGUCAGUGGGAACCAUUAUCUUUCUUCUCGAAACGACUUAAUGCUUCUCAAUCGCGAUACAGUACAUUCGGCAGAGAGCUACUGGCGAUUUACUUGGCUAUCAAGCACUUCAGAUAUAUGCUCGAAGGGUACUCAUUUAUAGUAUUCACCGACCAUAAGCCACUCACAAAAGCAAUUGAUGCAAAGCAUGACAACUACUCGCCCCGAGAAAUUCGACAUUUAGAAUUUAUUUCACAAUUCACUUCAGAUAUAAGGUAUGUCAAAGGCAGCAAAAAUGAGGCAGCUGAUGCUUUGUCUCGUAUGUACGUAAACGUCUUAGAACGUGACCAUAUUGACCUAGCAGAAAUGGCAAAGUUGCAGGCCACGGAUGAGGACUUGAAACAUUUGAAAAACAAUGUGAACACCUCAUUACGUCUUGAAGAAGUGACACUUGAUGACUCUGUAUCCAUCACCUGUGAUGUAUCCAAGGGUAAACCGCGCCCGUUUGUGCCUUUAUCAAUGAGACGAUUAGUCUUCUCUAAGAUGCAUGGCAUUUCACAUCCUGGUAUUCGAGCUACGGUGAAGUUAAUUACUGACCGAUACGUCUGGCCAAAGAUGAAUCGAGAUCUUCGACAGUGGUCCAGAGCUUGUUUAGCGUGCCAGCGAUCGAAAGUGCAAAGACAUAUUCUUUCACCUACGGGAAGAUUUUCCCACCGGAUGGCAGAUUUGACCAUAUACACGUUGACAUCGUUGGACCACUACCUCCGUCAAAUGGUUUUAGCUACAUUUUAACAUGUGUAGACCGAUUCACGAGAUGGCCAGUGGCAAUACCUCUGCAGGAUAUAUCUGCCGAAACAGUAGCGAGAAAUAUCAUCCAACACUGGAUUUCUAACUUUGGUGUCCCAAGUGUCAUCACCACAGAUAGAGGUGCGCAGUUCGAGAGUAGUCUAUUUCAACAGUUAACUGAACUUCUCGGGAUCAAGCGCAUAAGAACCACUGCGUACCAUCCUGCAUCCAAUGGUAUUGUCGAAAGGUUCCAUCGACAACUAAAAGCAGCACUGAUGGCAGUAAAGACUGAUGACAAGUGGAGUGACAAAUUACCACUAGUACUCCUUGGUAUACGUUCGAGUGUCAAGCAGGACAUUGGCUGCUGUACUGCUGAGUUAGUUUAUGGAACUACUUUAAGAUUGCCAGGAGAGUAUUUUAACCCGGCAACAGACGUUCCACCGGACUUGACUAACUAUGUACAACAACUACGGCGACACAUGAGCACACUUCGACCUCAGUCCCCACGAUACCGAGACAACCAAGUUUACGUACCUCAGUGCAUCUCAAACUGCACUCACGUUUUCGUCCGACACGACGGCGUACGAAAACCCUUACAGGCCCCGUAUGAAGGACCUUUCAAGGUAAUUAGUAAAUCAGACAAAGUUGUCACGGUCGAACGCUCGGGUAGACGAGAAACGGUCAGCAUUGAUAGAAUCAAACCAGCGUUUAUGGAACCAGAUGUCACGGAUACCAAGUCUGAACCCGCAGUGAAGCAACCAGAAACCACCGUCAAAACAGAAACAACGGCAUCGGAAUCACCCAAUAGUAGCGACGGUAGCAGAACCACGAGAUCCGGAGAAAGAGUCCGUUGGCCACGACGUUACUUUCAGACAAUUUACAUUUCAUAAAACCAAUUCCCUAGUAACAUUAUUAUCGUUUUUGCUCAUUACCUUGUUGAAAACAUGACCACACGAUUUUGUCAGACUUUUCCGUAUGCACAAAACAAAAAUUUUUUCCGGGCACCACGGACUUCCGAAUCUCUUAUUUCUUAACAAUGUUCCAGGUAAUACGAUUUUGGUUGUUAAUUUUUUUAUCUCCGGAUAUAUUAUUACUUUGGUAAAGUUAUUUUAGUGUUUCGAAUGUCAUACACUUCAUUUUUAUGUAAACACUCUUCCAAUCAGUUUUCAUCCUGAUAAUAGAUAUCCUUAACAUUCCUUCUGUGUUUUUAAUAUCUUCAAAAUGAAUUUACCUUUCUCAUAAUAUUUUAUAUCGAACACAGAUAUUCCCUCUUAUAUCUGUAUUCUGGGGAGGGACUUAUGUAGCAUUUUAUUUCACUGUAUUGUGUUGAUGUAUAUAACAACUCAUUGAACAUUUUUUGUUUAGUUGUACUGAAAAAGACUUUUUGCUCGCUCGUUGACUAAUACAACAUCCUGAUAUA